Molecule: messenger RNA, 1584 nt
Organism: Magnusiomyces paraingens
Lineage: Eukaryota; Fungi; Ascomycota; Dipodascomycetes; Dipodascales; Dipodascaceae
Exons: 3
Coding region: 1-1584 (527 amino acids)
Biological process (GO): ribosomal large subunit biogenesis
Cellular component (GO): preribosome, large subunit precursor; nucleolus
Molecular function (GO): protein binding
Source: RefSeq, a predicted model, not a curated record
AUGAGACUUCUCGUAUCAGAUCAAGAUUCUGGCAGUAUCAAGGAAAUUGUUUUCCCUUUUGAUACUAAUACUUCAGACAAGACGGCUCCUCAGCCUACAAGUUCUCUUGUUUACGACAAACGGGGAUUUACCAAACACAUUCAAGCCUUGAUUCGUGUUGGUAAGAACAAGCAAUGGAUUAUUUCUGCGAGAAAAGAUGGUUCUGUAGGACUUUACAAAGUUUCGGAGCCUGCGAAACGUAGUCCUGAGGAACAGGCUAAGGAAGAAGAGGCCAAAAAGGAGGAUACCAAGAAGAACGACAAGAACAAGCCUGCAUUUGCAACUAAGAUUGGUGAGGAUGGUAGGUUCCCGUUGAUUUACGAAUGGCCGGCACACACAGCAACUAAUCCUUUACCCGAGGAUGCGCCCAAGCACGCCCGCGGAGACAGCAUUGUGGGGCUUGCAGAAGAAUACCCUGGUGGAAUUGUCAUGACCCUUUCAAAGGAGGGCAAGCUUGUUGCAUACGACUUACUUGCGGCUUCAAUGUCUCAAAAACAGGAUUCAGCAAAUGAUGAGGAGAAGAAUAAAGAAUCUACUUUUUCGUCCAAGACGGUGUUGGCAACACAGAAUUUGCCUGGGAAGGAGUAUACAUGCCUUGCAGUUCACCCAUCACGACCCGGUAUCAUUGCUGUUGCCGGAAAUGAGGUGGAAGUGAAAGUUUACGGUGCUGAUUGGGAAAAUGAGGAUAAAGAGAAAGAGGUACUGACACCACUGUGGCAGCCCCGGAAUGUGAAACGGGACGAGCUUGGAUUGAAGAUCCCUAUUUGGGUGGAGUCCGUUUUUUUCCUUGAGGAGCCGAGCAACACAUCUCCAAUUGGGACAUCGUGGGGAUACCUUGAUGAAGAUGAUGAAGAAGAAAAGAAAAAGAAGUUUACAUUUACCACAAAGCUUGCGACAGUGACGCACCACGGUGAAGUGCGGAUAUACCACCCUGAGAAGAGUCCCCGACCAGUUACCAGAUUGCGUUUGACGCAGCGUGAUGGAGAUUUCUUGAGCAUAGCUGGGGUCGGCAAGCUGCAUUAUAACAAGGAGGAUACUGUAGAGAAAGGAAAUGAAGACGAUGAUAACGAGGAUAUUUACUCUGCCACACCCUUGUCUUUACUAGUGACAGAUCGCAAGACAUCUACAUAUGUGGUCAAUAUUGAAGACAAUACAAGACUUAAGAUGGUGGGCAAGCUUCAUGGUGCGACAGGAUCUAUUGGAGCGCUAGCACAGUACACCCAACCUGCGGCCACAGAUGGUGAAGGAGUUGAGAGCUACGAGAAUGGGGCACAGCAAUAUGUUGUGACGGGAAGCUUGGACAGGUUUGUACGGGUUUAUGAUCCAGACACGCGUCGCCAGGCAGCUAAGGUGUAUGUGGGGACACGGCCCACGGGGGUGAUAGUUUUGGAUGGCUUUGAAAAGGAUGGCGGGUAUGAUGGCGAGACCGAAGAGAGGGUGAAGCGACAGCGGGAGGAAGCCGAGGACGAGGCAUUGUGGAGCAAGCUUGACAAGGCUGAGGAUGAGGAGCCGAGCAAGCCAGUCAAGAAGUCACGAACUGAGUAG